Lepisosteus oculatus (spotted gar) is the source of this 6203-nucleotide messenger RNA. The record is from RefSeq and is a predicted model, not a curated record. Lineage: Eukaryota; Metazoa; Chordata; Actinopteri; Semionotiformes; Lepisosteidae.
GAGUGUGUCAGUGUGAAGUCUGCUCGGCAGCCGCUCGCUGCUGUCUCCGCUCCCCGCUUCCUGGCGAGCCUGAGGGAAGAGCGCACGUCUCUCUCCUUCCCUCCCUGGCUGCUCUCCGCCUUUCUUCCCUUCAUUUCGCUGAAUUAUCCUCCCUUCCCGGCGUGUGCGGAGCCGGGUCUGACCCCCCCGCCCGGCCGGCCGCCCGCUCCCUGGCAUGAGCCGUCCGGCCGCCGGCGCCGCCUCCCCCGCAGGAUGGGCACAGCCGUGUCCAAGAGGAAACAUCUGAGGAACGACGCGAUAUCGUCCGUGGCGGCAAAAGUGAGAGCAGCCCGUGCGUUCGGAGAGUACCUGUCGCACGCCCACCCUGAGAACAGGAACGGAUCAGGUGAGCCGGUCUCUGGGGCGGGCAGCCGGCCGGGCUCCAGGGACUGCCCGCAGGACUGCGCCGGCUCCCACCCGGCUCCCGUCGGCGCCCAGCACUCCCUGGACCUGGAGAGCGCCCGCCAGCGCAAGAAGCUGGAGAGGAUGUACAGCGUGGACCGGGUGUCCGAGGACGUGCCCAUCCACAGCUGGUUCCCCAAGGAGAACAUGUUCAGCUUCCAGACGGCCACAACCACCAUGCAGGCGAUCUCGGCGUUCCGGGGCUUUGCUGAGAGAAAGAGGCGGAAAAGGGAACACGAGUCGGCAGCUGUGAUCCAGAGAAACUUCCGCAAGCACCUCCGGAUGGUGGGCAGCCGGCGGAUGAGGGCUCAGACCUUCGCUGAUCGCCGGGAGAAGAGCUUCAGCCGGUCCUGGAGUGACCCCACCCCCAUCAAGACCGACCCCCUGCACGACUCCCGCGACAGCGGAGACCUGCAGGAGUCCUGUGGCACCCUGGACGAGGGCAGUGCUGACCAGAUCUGGGAGGAGGAGAGGGAGGAGGAGAGGCUGGCCUGCCAGGGCGAAGACUUCAUCCCUCCCAAGAUCAUGCUCAUCUCCUCCAAAGUUCCCAAGGCAGAGUACGUGCCCAACAUCAUCCGGAGAGACGACCACUCCAUCAUCCCCAUUCUCUACGAUCACGAACAUGCGACCUUUGAUGACAUUCUUGAGGAGAUAGAGAAGAAGCUCAAUGCCUACAGGAGGGGCUGUAAGAUCUGGAGAAUGCUGAUCUUCUGCCAGGGAGGUCCUGGUCACCUGUACCUGCUGAAGAACAAAGUGGCCACCUUUGCCAAGGUGGAGAAAGAAGAGGACAUGAUACUCUUCUGGAAGCGGCUGAGCCGACUGAUGACCAAGCUGAACCCCGAGCCCAAUGUCAUCCACGUGAUGGGCUGCUACGUGUUGGGCAAUCCUAACGGAGAGAAGCUGUUCCAGAAUCUGAAGAACCUGAUGAAGCCCCAGUCCAUCACGUUCGAGUCGCCCCUGGAGCUGUCGGCACAAGGUAAGGAGAUGAUCGAAACCUAUUUUGAUUUCCGCCUGUACCGUCUGUGGAAGACACGGCAGCACUCCAAGCUGCUCGACUACGACGACAUCUUGUGAGCCCGCGGACGAGAGGGGCGGGCAACUCUUUCAGAUCCGUGAGGCGGUCGCGAUGGCGCCGGGCGGUUUUUGUGGCCUGGCUGUGUGCACCUGGAGCAGGAUGCGGAACAGAGAGGCGUUUCGGACCGGCACCCGAACCCCUGGUUAGGUCUGGCUCGGGACCCCAAAGGAAGGAGACUUCUUUACUGUGGGGCGGCCUGGGAGAGGGUGACCCCUUUUCACCCUGUACCCCAUUCCUGAGCUUGCUCCUGCAGUGGAGGGGGAGGGCGUCUCUCCUUGUUCUUCCUCGCAGAGAUGGACAUGGACAGAGGAGGAGCCGGAAAGGCAGGAGCAGCCGGAACUGCCUUCUGGGAUUCUGAGCGUCGGGAAGCAGGAGCGCAGGGCAGGCCUUUUCCUGCUGGUGUGUGUCUGCCUGUUUCUGAACUUGAGGCAACGACAGGGGAUUUCCAUCAGGUUGUUCAAUAGACCCUUUGGGGUCCUUGUUUCUUUCUUUCUUUUUUAAUUUCCACAAGUUAUAUAUCAAGACAUAUACAGUAUAUAGAUACAUAAAAUAUAGUUUACUUGUAGUAUUACUAAUAUUCUAUAUAUGAUACAUAUAUAUUAUUUUUGACUUAGUUGUAAUAGUGUUUCAUAACGAUUUUAACAGCUCAGGUUUUCCAGCGAUUCACUUACCUAACUGCUCAGAUCCCUCGUGAGCCCUGUUUCAGCCUCCCGCAGUCCUGGAGCUCUUUUAGUUUUUCUUGACCAGGUUUCGGGAUGUCUGUGCGAAAGAGCUCAGCUCGGGGUUCACGGGGUGGGGCUUGUUGUAGCUUAAGCGUGCGUGGUGGUGGUGAGGGGCGGGGGGGGAGCCCCUGUUGCCUGUUUUUAGGAGCAGCGCCCGGGCACACGUUUUCGUGUCCGUGUCCGGACCAAUUUAGCUCCCUGGGCAACUUCCCCAGCUGUGGACAAAUUCUGUUUCUCCCGUGGCGGUGUUAUGAGGACUGGCAGAGUUUCCAGGAAUCCCUUAAGCGAACCUGGGUCCUCCCUGUACCUCGGGAGAGUUUCUCUGCAGUCUGCGCCUGUGUUGUAUUUUGUUUUGUGCGACGGUGGUUUAUUUAUAAAGGCGUCAGGAAGACAUAUUUGAAUUUUCUUUCUUCGCUGAGCUUUUCCGAUCUCCAAGCAAAGCCGCUUUGUGAUUCAGAAGCCGCAAAAUCCCUCCACCCCCCCCCCUGCUCACCAGAGGUCUUUCAGACUGAGCAGGGGCAGAGCUGCGCUCUGGAGUGUGGGGUGUGGGGAGUUGUCCUGUUUAUUUGUGCGCGAUGUGUUUAGUGCGUAGAGAGGGGAGCUGUCACUGCAGAGAGCGAGGGAGCUGUACCCAGGGUGGGUUUCUGAAGAUGUUUUUUGUAGAGAUCUUCACAAAGGCACACAAGGCUGUUUUAAUACCUAGGAUGGACUGUCUGGACGGGUGUGGUUUGUACUUGACCGGUGUUGAAACCUGCUCUUAUCCGAACAUCUUUGUCCUGUGCUGCUCAGCCCUUUCAGUCUGCUCCUUUGCAAUAGUGUAAUGUGCACAGCUCUGUAAUGGCUGUGGCAACACUGUCAGUUUUGUCUGUUGGGCAAGAAUCCUGCAGGGUAGCAUGUUGAGCAAUCCUGUUUUAAAACACACCUAAUUUUAGGUCAGCUCCUGGGGUAAGAGCAACAGUCCUUAUCUCCAGUCCUGAAGGGCCACAGCAUCUCUACUCUUCCUGACCAUAUUGAGCUCAUUUCUAGCUUAACUGGACCAAUUUUACACUUACAAAGUUUGCAGCUGUUGAUAAUUUAAAUGUUAGAAAGCCUGCUGCAUUCUGACCCUGAAGGACUGAUGUUGAUGUAUGUGCUAGGUCAGGGCAGCUCAACUUGCAGACCUUCCAGUCUGCUCCAUUCCAGGUCUGCUACAACCAUCUCCUUAAGUAUUUAGCUGAUAAUCAGCAGGACCACAAUUAAGGAGCUAGGGUGUUUUAAAAUUAGGGAAUGGAGUGGAUACAGAAGCUGAGUAUCCCUGACCAAAGUGAUUGUGCAACAUCCAUACAGUAGAUAUAGCCCUGAAAUAUGCUUUAAAUAUUAAAAUGAAUAUAGGUAUAUGCAGCCCAUGUCGUGUGGAUGAAAUGCCACGGCACACUAACUAUAUCACCGAGGGAAAUGAGCACAAGUGUUUUAUUCUUAUUACAGAGGGAGAGAGGGAUGAGCAGCCUUCCAGAACUGUUGACUCUAUCGCCAGUUUAUUUCAUUAGCCGGAGACGACAGUAUUCCAAACCGAUUCUCCCUUAGGGCUCCUCCACAGGCAGAGCAUGCAGCCACUCACUGUACAGGACUAGAUCGCACCAAGCCCUCAACUCAUGAUUUAACUAAGUGAACAGAUUAGCAAUCAAUUUAGUCAUUCGGGAGCCCACUGUUAACAGGUUGUACUAGAAAAUGCUUGUGUGUGUGUUGGAGGGGUUGUUCUGAGUUUUUUUGAGUCUGCUCUUCUGGCAGGAAUAAGAGUCCAAGACUCUGUGAGCAUGUCCGAUGCUGGGGUUUGAUGAAAGAAAACACUGAAGAGGGGAAAUGAGCAAAACGUUAUUCAUAAAUGCAAACCCCCCCCCCUCCCCCAUCUGGAUUAAAUUCUGAUGUAACUGUCCAGUGUGGACAGAGCUGACUCCUGAUUAGAAAGUGGUUUAGCUGCGGUGCUGGAAGUUCACUCAGUCUGUGACUGCGCACUCUGCCUGUUUCGGUUGGCCUUACUGUGCUUCCACGACAUCUGUGCAAAACAAACAUUAAUUCCGCUUUGAAAUAAGGGGCCUGUAGCCUCCCUGCUGGUUUGAGGCAAUUGUUUCCAGAUUUAUCACAGAGGCAAGGACUUCAAACAGAACCUCUGUUCGGUAAAUGAGAUCAGUGUCAGACCUUCCCAACGGUAAUGCGCUCUGUGUGCUUUUGUGGCGAUUCUCCCUCCCAGGGUGCUGGCGUCCAGCUGCCGGACCCCAGAGCCAGAGGCUGAGUGUGUACGGGGGGGAGGCAGAGUUCCCGGCUCUGGUCGCUGUGAGCGUGUCAGCCCCUCUCUGCUCUAGGGCUGUGAUCCAGAUUGUUUCAGAUUUAAAAGCUUUUCUACUUUUUUACCUAUUGUAGCUUUUUCCCCGAUGUCGUGAAGGAAUACCUCAGGUUGUCUGGUGCUGAUAAUGACUCUGUAAUUGAAGACAACACUGCCUCUGUGACGGCACGGGUCCCUGUGAGCUCAUGGGCCCGGGUUCGAUGGGAAAGGGUGGGCUGUGGGGUAGUUAAGGUGGAGCACCCUCUGGGGAUGAGCAGAUAGUAAGUAGAGUUGCAAGAGGAGAUUAUUUGGCCAGCAAGGUGACUUGUGGGAGUGAUGUUCACACUAAAGCUUGUGACUCACACAAGCGAGGUUCUCCAGACUGGCAGGAGACAGGAUUCUUAGAUCUCAUUGAAUCUUGAACUGUGAUAUGCUCAUUAGCAGCGGUUGGGUGGUUCCUCUCCACCCUCUACCCAUCCAUGAAGCUGAAAGCCUAUUUCUGUACCACAUAUCAUAGAUCUAGCAAUACUGUUAGCCUAAAUGGCUAACAUUUCAGCAGAAAUAAAAAUCAGCAAUGGAGACAAGAAGGAAAAACCACUCCUAACUCAGUGAUGUUCAUUUAUUUGUGCCGAAACUGUUGGUCUGAUGCCCUCCUGACUGAAAACCAGUCAAAUGCUUGUUUCCUGCAACUCUAACCUUAAAGUGGGGUGAGGGGCUCCAGGUUAAUCCAGUAGAUUGCACCAGUGUGGGGGAGGGGUUCUAUGCAAUGCACCCUCCUUAUGUUAGCAGGUACAAUCUGGUUUUUGUUACUUAAUGGCUCCCCCUACUGGUGGACACAGAUGCCGGUGCAGCUGGUGGCUGGGCUUUUCCAGGGGUCUGCGCGUCUUUCUUAUCCAGACUGUUUUCACUACACUUUUGUCUACUUGCCAGUCUCCGACUCUGUAUCUGUUACGAUAUUCCUCUGAGUAGCAAUAGAGAAGUCCCCCUGCUCCGAUGAGAUAGCUGUGCUGCGGUGCGCCUUCGUCCUUCGCCUUCCCGUGGGGUCUGUGGCUCGUAGCCGGGCGUGUUUCUGCAGCAGACGCCGUUCCUGUGACGGGAGACUGUGUCAAACCCCGAGUGCGAAGGAGAGAGAUAGGGAGAGAGGAAGGUGGGGGAGAGGAGAGGCGGAGACAGGAGAGAUGGAGAAGUGAACAUGGGUGUGACAGUCUCUCGUCCAGGUGCUGGUGCAGAGCUGGACUCUCGUUCUUUUCUGAUCCAGCAAGGGUGUGCACCGCCAACACACAGUUUUAACCAACUCAUGGAGGACAGGAGUUUAACUUGUGUUAACCUUAAUAAAGUAUUUUCAUUUCUUUGAUUCUUUAGUUUGGGGUUGGAUACUCCAAACAGUAAAGAGGAGUUUGAGGUAAGGUUAUAGUAAUAAUUAUAGUAAAGAUAGCUAUACUGGUACUAUUAAUACUCAUAUAUUAUAUGAAACUACUAACAAAAAGGAUAUUAGUGUACGUUUACUAGUACAUAGCAUUGUAUAAAGAGAGAAUAUAUUUCAGAGUGAAGUUUGCUGUUGCUUAUAGAACACAGUAUGUUAUUAUACACUGUACAAUACUGACACUAACGUGUCCAAUGUUUUUAAAGCAGUUUUUAAGUAAAGAUGUACCCAGUUUUAACCAAA